AUGAGGUUAAGCAAUUACGCUCAAAGAUAGAUACUCUCAAGGACAAGAUUCGUACAAAAUCCAAAGAAAAGAAAGAUUUUUUACCUAAGAUGGAGGCAUUGGAGAAUGCAUUGGCUUCGAAAGAUGACGAAUUGAAACAAAUGAAAGAUGAUCUGGCCUUGAAAUUUCAGAGAUACACUCCUUAG
This is a messenger RNA of Paraglomus occultum, 185 nucleotides long. Lineage: Eukaryota; Fungi; Glomeromycota; Glomeromycetes; Paraglomerales; Paraglomeraceae. The record is from the annotation of a GenBank genome assembly.